Messenger RNA from Ctenopharyngodon idella (grass carp), 4453 nucleotides. It is a transcript of the gene prodhb, whose product is annotated as proline dehydrogenase (oxidase) 1b. Gene Ontology annotation, molecular function: FAD binding; proline dehydrogenase activity. The record is from RefSeq and is a predicted model, not a curated record. Gene Ontology annotation, cellular component: mitochondrion. The transcript has 14 exons. Lineage: Eukaryota; Metazoa; Chordata; Actinopteri; Cypriniformes; Xenocyprididae. Bases 137 to 1951 code for a protein of 604 amino acids.
AGAUUUGAAUAUGGGGCGGGACCCCGCAGGUAGCGUUUAAUGUGCUCAAUGACCGAGUAGUUUCCAAAAAACAACAGCGGGCGACCUAUUUCUGUUUGUGUUUUAUGUAUAUUGUCAGUACAGAAGUCUUGAAUUGAUGUCUUUCCGCAAAACUCUUCCUGCUUUUGGGCUCGCGACUCGUGACAGCAAUAUUAGGAGUCUGGUCAUCUCCACUCGUCAUGGUUAUCAUCACCGGAGUGUGCAAGCUUUACAUCCAACCAAAACAAACACACAAGAGGAGCAUGUAUCCUUCAGUAACAAGAUCUCCAUUGACUUUGAACAGACCAAAGAAGCCUACAAGAGCAAAGACACUCUUGAGUUACUUAGAAGCUUGGUAGUUUUCAAACUGUGCUCCUAUGACAUCCUGGUUGAUAAGAAUAAAGAGAUAAUGGAUCUUAGCAAAAAGUUGUUGGGACAGAAGAUGUUUGAGCAGUUUAUGAAGAUGACGUUCUAUGGUCAGUUUGUGGCAGGCGAGGACCAUCAGUCCAUCAGGCCUGUAGUGCAGAAGAAUCAAGCAUAUGGAGUGGGAGCUGUGCUGGAUUAUAGCGUAGAAGAGGAUCUCUCACAGGAAGAAGCUGAGAGGAAAGAGAUGGAAUCUUGCAUGUCUACAUCAGAGAAAGGAAGCCCUGGAGCUGACCACCGGGAGAAGAAGUUCACAGCCCAUCGUAAGUUCGGUGAUCGUCGUGAAGGCGUGACGAGUGCUCGUACGUAUUUGUAUGCCGAUGAGGUGAAAUGCGACCAGCACAUGGAGACUUUCCUGAAAUGCAUCAAAGCCUCAGGUGGAAGUUCUGAAGAUGGUUUCUCGGCUAUUAAGAUGACUGCCCUGGGGCGCCCACAAUUCCUGCUCCAGUUCUCCGAGGUGCUGGUGAAAUGGAGACGUUUUUUCAGUUUCCUGGCUGCCAAGCAGGGAAAAGACGGCGUGGAGGUGCUGGAGCAGAAACUGGAUCUAGAGCAAUUGCAGACAUGUCUAGCCAGGCUGGGAGCUCAAGGCAACAUUCAGAGCUGCUUCUCUGAUGGACGGCUGCACUCAUCAGGCAUGGUGGACAUGUUGGACUGGAACAGUCUGAUUGAUGAGAGAACAAAGAUAUCCGAUCUACUAGUUGUCCCAAACCUGCAGACUGGUCAGUUGGAGCCUCUUCUGUCGAAGUUCACAAAGGAAGAGGAAAGGCAGAUGAAAAGGAUGCUUCAGCGACUGGACGUCUUGGCUAAGCAUGCGUUGGAAAAUGGCGUCAGGCUGAUGGUGGACGCCGAACAGACAUAUUUCCAGCCUGCCAUCAGCAGACUCACUGUGGAGAUGAAGAGAAUCUUCAACAGAGACAAAGCUGUCGUUUUCAACACCUAUCAGUGCUACCUCAAAGAGGCAUUUGAUAAUGUGUCCAUGGACGUUGAGCUAUCGAGAAGGGAGGGCUGGUGUUUCGGUGCCAAGUUGGUAAGGGGGGCUUACAUGUACCAGGAGAGAAGCCGAGCAGCAGAGAUUGGAUAUGAAGACCCCAUCAACCCCGACUAUGAAUGUACUAACAGAAUGUACCACAGGUGUCUGGAUUACGUGCUGGAGGAGAUCGAACAGAAUAAGAAAGCAAAUGUCAUGGUGGCAUCACACAAUCUAGACACUGUUAAGCAUACACUCAGAAGGAUGAAUGAAAUGGGUCUGGCACCCACAGAUAAGAAGGUGUACUUCGGCCAGCUCCUGGGAAUGUGCGACCAAAUCAGCUUUCCGUUAGCUCAGGCAGGAUUCCCAGUGUACAAGUAUGUUCCUUAUGGUCCGCUGAACGAGGUGAUUCCCUAUCUGUCCCGCCGGGCACAGGAGAACCGCGGCAUUAUGAAAGGAGUGCAGAUGGAGAGAGACCUCCUAUGGAAAGAGCUCAUGCGCCGCCUGAGCAGUGGAGAGGUCUUCUACACACCUGCUGUAUAAAACACACUCCACUUCUCACCAGAGACUCCUUACAUUUGUUUUUUGCUUGUUCACCCAUCCAUUCAUAAAUAUUUUUUUUUCCACUCUCACUGAGGCUGUUCUUUAUGAUAUAGCACACAUGGGAUCCUUUAUAUAAAUCAAAUACUUGGAUGAAUCUCAACUCAAAUCACAAAUACAAAAACAAGAAUUUAUGAAUUUUGCAUAAAAAAUGAAGACUAGAAAGAUUUUAGAAUCGAGUUUUUCUAAAUCAAGUUUUUGCGUUGCAACAUUAUUUUCAUGACAGUUAAUCACAUUUUGCCUCAUCAAUUCUCAUUCUCAUGUUUCUGAAUAUUUUAUUUUUGGUAACUAUGAAAACGACAUACACUGCCCAGCCAAAAAAAAAAGUCACUGUUUAAAUUUUAAUAGUCAAAUACCAUAGAGUCAAUGGAUGGAUCAUUAUUACAGUGAUUAUUAUUUUUCUAACAUGUUAUAUGUUUGGCAACGGUUCUUUUAACCCUAAAAGAUGGAGUAUGUAGCUUUUCAUUUCUUAAGCAACCAUGUGUUAAGAUGUAUCAUGGCCAUAUUCCACGAUGACAAUGUCAAGAUUCUGCAUCCGAGCUUUAUAAAGGCAGUGAACGGGACCAACGAGUAUGAGCUGAAGAAAGUGCCUCCAUCCAUCCAUAUCCAUCCAUCGUGUACUCCACAUGGCUCAGGGGGGUUAAUAAAGGCCUUCUGAAGCGCAGCGAUGCGUUUGUGUAAAAAAAAAAAAAAAAAUCCAUAUUUAUGUUAUGAAGUAAAAUAUCUAGCUUCCGACAGACCGCCUUCCGUAUUCAACUAAUGGAAAAAAUGGAACUGCCGUUGCGUCAGUUAAGCUUUUUCUGUAAGUUGAAUAGGGAAGACAUAGGACGUAAUUUUUUUUUUUUUUUCGAACUGUGAGAGUUUUACACUUUCUUCAAAAGACAUUAGUUAACUACUUUAGUUGCUGACAUGCCCUGAAAUAUAUAAAAGCAGCAAGAUUAUUUUUGAGAAUAUAAUUUUUUUAAUCACCCAUUAAAUAAAAAUCGCAGAAAAGAGGAGAGUCUGGGUAUUGGGAUAAUCCGACAGGCUAGGGCAGAAAUCAUAUUCAUAGAUGAGCUAAUGUAUUAAAGAUUUAUUAACUUUACUGUAGUAUGAAGCAGGGUGUGGCUGAAAGCCGUUGGAUCAAAACGAGGGCGCUGGAGUGAUUGCUAAUGAGAGACAAACGCGAAACACACGGCUCGAGAGCAGUGGAGCUUUUAUUAUGCCGCAGACGAGCGCUUCUGUUUCUUCUGGUGUAUGUAGGGUAACGCAGCGCUGUUUUAUCAUAUUAGAUACAUUUGUUUGUUGAUAAUGCUGUUGUUAUAAAGUUGUUAUAACGCUGCUCUGUGCGUUUGCUCGGCGGCUACUAUGAAACACUUGUUUUUUUGCAUGUUUUUACAAAAAUUCCCAUUUCUGGAAUGUGAAAAUAGAUAUAGGUAUUGUACAUUAAUGUAUUUUUACUUUAUUAAAAUAAUAAAAAAAAAUCUCAUGAGGAUCAUGAAAAAAAAAAAAAAGUCUAAAAUAAAAUAAAACAUCCACAUGCUUUGUGGUAAUGAACAUUUUAGGGUAAAUGUGCUUAACUGUCAUGACAAUAAUAUAACAAUAUACAACAAUCGUAAAGGCCCUAAAAAAUCACUUGAAAACCAACAAUAUUAUAAGAAGAUCAUCUUCAACUAAUCACCUUUCAGAUUCUUUUCAGUUUUUUAUCCUGUAGCAAAAACUGUAGUAAGUUAAUGGUAUUUUAGCAGAAACUGUGGUUAACUUGGUGCAUUUUUGUAAGGGUCAAGAAAGAGUGGUUAUACUCUUCCCUUUCCGUAUAAUCUAAUUCAUGUUUCCCUCGCUCAUUUCUCUUUAUUUCACUGAUGGUCUGGCUUUGCAUUCUCUCUUCUCUCAUCCAUCUCUCCGGCACCUUUAUGACUCUGAAAGGGCUCCCUAAAAUGUCAGAUGCCUGAGUGUGCAUGGCUGUUUUAUACCCCACCUUUAUUUCUCGAGUGGAACACCAAUAAUGAAAAUAUAAGCAUGAUUUAAACAGUAAUAAACAAACACAUAAGUAUCACUUUCUAAUGACGGUUUGAGUUCAAGGAUAACAACGCCUAGAGUUUAAGAACUACCGGUAUAUAUUUUAUGUAUGCGAUAUUUCAUGCUCUGAGUGAAGAAUUGUGGGUAUGUUAACGAAGGCAAAGUUGAAGUUUAGUAAACAGAUUAUAUUUCAGAUGUAAUAUAUUCCAAGUGAGUGGUUUGUUUGUGCUCAAGCCAAAUCUUGUCAUUUGUGCAGUGGGUCUCAUUGAGAAUAAUAUUAAAAAACAUUGUUUUAUGGAAGGAGCUGAACUUUAUUUUUUUGUGAUAUCUCUUUUGUGCUCAGUGAAGUUUAAAAGUUCUGAUGAGAUGAUUUCAACUCCAGUUUUCAGCUUAAUGAAUCUGGUGUUUAGCAUAUACAGAGCGAGAAUUAAAUCUACUCUUUUAUUA